Messenger RNA from Selaginella moellendorffii, 1522 nucleotides. RefSeq lists its product as uncharacterized. NCBI's taxonomy places the organism in Eukaryota, Viridiplantae, Streptophyta, Lycopodiopsida, Selaginellales, Selaginellaceae. Bases 81 to 1250 code for a protein of 389 amino acids. The record is from RefSeq and is a predicted model, not a curated record. The transcript has 5 exons.
UCGGUGUGGGGGAAUUUUUUCGAUCUUCGGUCUCUCGCUCGCUCGCUUGCUCGCGCUUGGAUCGGGAGCUGAGAAUCGCGAUGGCGGAUGUGGAGAAUCUCAAUUGCGGCGAUGUUCCGCGGCGCAAGAAGGGGUCGCCGGUGGGAUGGUUCCCCAGGGGCAAGAAGGAGUCCUAUCUGGAGCGCAAGAUUCGGCUGCUUCACCAGGAAGCGCAAGGGAUGACAACCUCCCUCGAUGAGACUCUACUAGGGAGCCGCCAUCUCUCACGCAUCGAGAAGGAGAAGCGAUCGGCAGUAGCGGCUGCCCAGGAGGCUACCGAGACCCGGAAGAGCGCCCUCGUGGAAGCGUCGUGGUGCCGCAUUCUCAAAGCUGCCCGUCUACCAUUCAUGUCGGCCGCACUGGAGCUUCAAAAGGCCGAGAAGAAAGCUGCCGAGGCCUUCAACAAGGCUGCUUUUCUGGGCGUUGUGCUGAGAACGAACAGCCAGAAUCUGAGAGGUGAGGCGCCAGAGGCAAAUGCCGGGACACCGUCGUCCAGGCACAAAGUCACAGCGUCCCUUGACACCGCUUUCGAGGUUGACGAGGAAGUAGCAGCCGCGCUAAAGUCCGCCCUUGAGCAGAUCGAGAGAACUUCCGAGCCUGCGACAGAAGCCGGUGAUCAUUCUCUCGAGGCUGGUGACACCGACCAUCUCAAAGACUCGGUUCGAGCUGAUAGUAACGACGAGACGACGGCCAGUCCUCUAACAUGCCUCAUGCUCGACCGGGUGAGGAGUCUACAGCCGGAACAGCGUGCUUCUCUAGCCUCCAUGGUCGCGAGCCGUGGCCUCAAUGCACUCCUCAAGGAAGAGAGCUACGAGCAGGAACUUAACGCGAAGAAUGGCAAGGCCGGGCUGGGCGAUGUGCUGGUCAAGCAUGUCUCGCGUCUGGAAGCCGAGAAGGCAGCUGCGGCGACGAUGGUUGCAGCCAGACAGGAUGAAGCAGAGACCAGAGAGCCGCUAGCGGAGAUGUCCAACGCCGCGGAGCUAGAGCCCGUGAAGAAGGCGUCGAGGCUGGAGAUGGAGAAGCAAUCGUUCGCAGCUCCAAGGCCUGGUAGCAGCAGCAGCAGCUCGCAGAGGCGGAAGCAAAGGGAGCAAGAGUCGGCCAGUUCCUGGGGUGGCCUCGAUUUCGGGAGCUCUUUGAAACGCCAUAUAUCCAAGCUCGAAGCCGAACAGGCUGCUUGGCGGCGCGCGGCUGAGGAUGCAAGGAACAAAUAAAAAACGGAAGCGAAGUUUAAGCUGCCGAGAAAAUGUUCUCUUCCCGCAAGUUAGGAGGAAGAACUGCCCACAAGAUUCCAAGGCUCGAAACAUGACUGUUUGUAAAACUCGCUGACAAAACUUCCACUUAACUGGACAAUAGUUACGGGGUAAAGUUGGUAAAGAUAGGCAUAUGCUGUUUUGCCAGCUCAUUCCGAAGUUGUGGGCCAGGUCUAAAUUUAUUAGUGGCCACGAUCAAUAACACAGGUGUCCGCCUUGAUUUCUGAGAAAAA